Suillus bovinus is the source of this 1578-nucleotide messenger RNA. RefSeq lists its product as uncharacterized. The transcript has 3 exons. NCBI's taxonomy places the organism in Eukaryota, Fungi, Basidiomycota, Agaricomycetes, Boletales, Suillaceae. The coding region runs from base 128 to 1162 and encodes 344 amino acids. The record is from RefSeq and is a predicted model, not a curated record.
GUGACAGGGUCAUAUAGUCACAUCAGUCUGUUUUGCCAUCAGGCCAGUCUUGGACUGAAGUACUACUCAACAAAAAAGCUCGCGAGCAGGUCGUCUGUUAAAACUUUAAACUUACGAGCUUCAAUAAAUGGCUUUGCUAUCUUCAUUCCCAGAGGAGCUCCUUGCUCGGAUACUUGCAUAUUGUGUAACUCCUCCCCAAGUAUUUCCGGUUCGUCCACCUUGGCACACCCAACCAGUAUCCUUUCCAUGUUCCUCACUCUUAGCUCAUCCGACACCCUACACCAGUACCCGUGCCCGAUUGUCACCCUUGCUUGUUUCCCGGCAGUUCCUCCGUAUCGGGACUCCCAUAUAUUAUCAGACCCUUCACCUUCCGACCGCUGCUCAUGCCGCCCGCGUACUCGAGACGCUUAUCGCCCAGCCGGUUCUUGCUGGUGCAGUACGUCGUGUGGUGCUAGGCUGCAUAUCGCUGGAGGGCGCUCGUGUACUUCGGGCGUGUGAGAGGAUCGAAGAUGUGGAUAUUUGUAUGGAUGUUUAUGAAGCCAAUCCUCAGGGAGAUGCAGCAGAAGAUCACGAUGCCCAAGCCCUAUGCGACGCACUAGACCGAAUAGACUUGAAGCAUCUUACCAUUCGCAGAGCUUCAGAUGCAUACCUCACACUCACCCGCCCGAAAUACCUUCUUGAGCGCAUUGCAAAGGCUGUACCCGGCUGGAUUAACCUUGAGUCCGUUCACUACGCACUUAAAAUCGGUUCAACACCAGUCACCAGGCUUUUGGCUGAGGUUCUGAGCCAUGCCCCCAAACUACGCAGUCUUAAAGCACAACUACCAGCCAUUUGGAAUGACUUGUUCCUCACCAUCUCCAAAAACCCGACUCUCGAACAAAUCGCAUUGUAUGUGGAAGGCGUAGAUGGGAUUUUGCAUACGACCAUGUACAUGAUGGAGGCUAAGAAACACGCUCACUUGAGCGAACUCAUUAAGUUUGGAACGUCAUUUAUCCGAACGAGGGCACAUACCACUGUUGCCGCAUUGUCGAGUCCACCGUCAACAAGACCAUCGACUCCUCUGAGCGCCAGCAGAGUGAAGGAGGUAGCUACCGAGCUCAUGACUCCUGGGCUGAGCCAAAACGUGCUUCUCCCUGUGGCCGGAAGCUCCCAUGUAUCAUAAUCGCUUCCUACCACAUAUUUCGCAUCGGGUAUCAUCUCUCACAAGUAAUUGGUUCCCAAUAUAUUACGAAAGCGGGUGACUCCCAUCACAGCACAUAUUCCCCGCGCAUUUAUGACAAUAAUGAUCUCUGUAACGCCCUCACGCCUAUAUGGACUUCUUUUUUGAUAUGACACGUUCUCCUUUAUUUUCACCGAUACAUAUUCCUCACGGCUACGUAAAGGCAGAGUGAUUCUUGUCGCGCAAGCGUAGUUGGUUUGGUACUUCUACACUUGCACGCUCGUUCUUGUUCUUGUUCAUAACACGCUUAAAUAGCGCGGGGUCAAUGCGAUGCCCAAGACGGGCGAGAGCAGUGAUGUCUGGCAUGGGAAGUGAAUGUGUAGAAUGACGGUAAAAAUUGCAGGGCGAUUUAUCCUUCU